Octodon degus (degu) is the source of this 935-nucleotide messenger RNA. It is a transcript of the gene Spink8, whose product is annotated as serine peptidase inhibitor, Kazal type 8 (putative). The transcript is spliced from 10 exons. Gene Ontology annotation, molecular function: protein binding. NCBI's taxonomy places the organism in Eukaryota, Metazoa, Chordata, Mammalia, Rodentia, Octodontidae. The record is from RefSeq and is a predicted model, not a curated record. The coding region runs from base 391 to 801 and encodes 136 amino acids.
GCCUGCGCAGUCCGCAGCAGGGGGCCGCACAGGCAGGCGACCCGGACGGGGGACUCGCCCCAAGACUCUGACCGCAGGCGCAGCGUGGGCGCGGGGGCCAGCAGGGGACGCUGCGGACAGGCGGCCUCCCGACCUCUGCGUUCCGGGCCGCCAGCCGCCAGCACCAGCCAGCCAGCCAGCCGCUGUGACCUCCAGUCCAUCAUCUGCCAUCAGGAGCAGCGUCUGCCUGCCAGUCACCAGGCCAGCACCAGCAUUGCACAGGCGCGAAAGGGAAUUCCUUAUGCAACACAAGGAAGCGGCUGGAAAAUAUGCAAGCGUUCUCUUCACAGUUACUUCUGGUUACCAAAUGUUACCCUCAAGGGACAGCUCCGAGGCAGACUCACGGGCACCAUGAGGGCGACCUCCAGCGCCGCACUGAUCCUGGCCGUGGCGACAUGGGCUGCAGCUGCCACAGACUUCCCGCUGCCCGUGGCGUCCACAGGGUCGCUCCUGGAGGACACAAAGGCCCAGUGCGCCCAGAAUAUCAAGAGGUGCUGGUUCCUCUCCUUCCUCAAGCCCAGUGAGCCCAUCUGUGCCAGUGACCAGGGCACCUACAGUGGAGAGUGCCACCUCUGCUCCAGAGUGCUGGAUCAAACUCAGGACCUUGUGUUUGCCAGAUAUGAAGGGUUGAACAUAACCAAACUGUAUGAUGGGCCAUGUAGUCCCAGGAGGACGCCGCUGGUACCCUCACUCUCCAGGACUGGGACCAAUCAUUGGAUGAGAGAAAACAGGAAACCACCUGAUCUUGCCUGGAGACCCUGAAAACUCCUGGAUACCCCGGGGCAGGUGCAGACCCGGUCAGCUCCACGAGAGGUGGCUGCUCCUACUGCAGGAACCCACGCUUAGCCUCUGGCACCAGGAUUUCUUCUUCAAUAAACAUCUCAGCAGAAAGCCUG